AUGGAAGCAACCACCAAAAGAAUAGACGCAACGCUCUUACAGCAAAACCAAAACAAUCUAGUUAGAAUCAUCGGUAAAUGCGAAUCAUACAAUGCUACCUCACAACUGGCAAUUUUGAUAAGUAAUGGAUCAAUCAAACUAGAUUUAUCAUCGGCGGCAGCACAAGACAGUAACAAUGGUGAUGGUAGUAGUGUAUUACAAGUGAAUAAGAAUUACGAGGUCAUUGGCAAAGUAAGUCAUAAUCCAUCUGAUUUGAAAGUCCAUGUUUAUUCUAUUGUUGAAUUGACUGAUAAUUUGAAUUUUAAAGCGGUGGAGAAAUUGGUUCAUUAUACUUAUAAAGUUCCUGAAUUAUUUUAUCAAGAAGCAUAG
Molecule: messenger RNA, 369 nt
Organism: Lodderomyces orthopsilosis Co 90-125
Lineage: Eukaryota; Fungi; Ascomycota; Pichiomycetes; Serinales; Debaryomycetaceae
Exons: 1
Coding region: 1-369 (122 amino acids)
Biological process (GO): DNA recombination; DNA replication; DNA repair
Cellular component (GO): nucleus
Molecular function (GO): DNA binding
Source: RefSeq, a predicted model, not a curated record